CUGCUGAGUCAUCAUGACUGGUCUCAUGAUGAUCACUGAGCAGCAGCAACAAUAGCUGCCCUUUAUUGAACACACACAUUUACACACCCAGAGAUGAGAGCCGGACCAACACGCCAUACAAAGCAUCUCAUUGAGAGCUUGUGGAGAUGCUCAUCUGUGGAGCCAUGCACUCUAAGGACUGAUCUCAUCUUUUGCACUUCCCUGCUCCCUCUUUGUUGACUUCUGUGUCUCCGUCCUUUUGUCUCUUGUUAACGCUUUGGUACAAAUGCAUAAACUUAAUUUUAUUCAGUUUGUCUCAUUGUUGAGCAUGCAUUUUAUCCAGAGUAGACGCAGGUGUGUGUAUGUGUUAGAGCUCUAACAGUUGGUUUUCCCCUGGAGUGCUUCCCCACAAAUUUGACCACUUCCUCUUCUUUCAUGCUCAUUUCAUUACUAUUGGCCUGAAGCCAACCAAUAAGAGUUCAACAACACAAAGGUAGUGGGCACUGUCGGUACAACCACCAGGAAACAGGAAGUCAGGGAAAUUCUAAGAAAGGUUUAUGUCUCACUUUCACUCAUUCACUCUGACACAGAUGCGUAACACUAUAACAUGCUCACACAACAGUGCUUGAACAGUAGAUUUCGAUUUCGUAUGUCUCCACUGGUCCAGGUCUGUUCCGAAGACCGAGGCUCUUGUGGCAUGACGACGACUAACAAAGGAAAUAAAGCCUUGAAGGUGAAGCGUGAGCCGGGGGAAAAUGGCACCAGCCUGACAGACGAGGAACUGGUGACCAUGUCAGUGCGGGAGCUAAACCAGCACCUCCGAGGGCUCUCUAAAGAAGAGAUCCUGCAGCUGAAACAGCGCAGGCGCACCCUGAAAAACCGGGGCUAUGCCGCCAGCUGCCGGGUGAAAAGAGUCACCCAGAAGGAAGAGUUGGAAAAGCAGAAGGCCCAGCUGCAGCAGGAAGUGGACAAACUGGCCAAUGAGAAUGCUUCCAUGCGUGUUGAGCUGGACGCUCUGAGGUCUAAGUAUGAGGCGUUACAAACCUUCGCCAGGACUGUGGCACGGAGCCCCACCGUCGGGGUUGGGGUCAGGGCUGGAGGGGGAGGAGGAGGGGUGGCGUCGUCAGUCAUUGGUCCGCUCAUACCAGGGAAGGUGGCAACAGCAACAAGCGUAAUUACAAUAGUGAAGUCCAAAACAGAUGCACGGUCUUGAGGGAGGGAAAUAUAGGUGAGGGUGUAUCAGGAUGGAGUUCAGCUGCAUCAAAGUUAUUCUUCUUCUCUGCUGGCCCCCUCUCCUCCACCUGCACUGACUACAAACAGCAGGGCAGUCUUGAUCACCUCAGCAUCUUCCUGUCGCCUGUCUCAGAUCAGUGCAGAUGAAAGAAAGGAUGGAAGCAGAGGACGAUUACUGAGACUAUCAAGAUGCAAGCCCUCGGUCAGCACUUGAUCAUUUAGCACCGGACAGACACACAGGGUUCCUACGGUCACUGAGGGCCUGUAAAAGUCAAAGAAUUUUUUUUUCAUAUCAGGCCAGGGGAAAAAGUCUAAAACAUGUAAAUGACCAAAACACUUUGGAAGAAUCAUGCAACAUUGUUCAGUUGCCAUCUCAAUCAGUCAGGUGUUUAGUGUGUUACAGCUGCUAGAUUUAGAUAUCCGUAUGUUGCAUAAUAAGCCUGUCACACAUUUGCACACUAGAUUUGAAGCGGUAGUUUUGCCUGGCAAUGGAAAUUAGCUACACAACAAAACUAUUGUUAACCAUACAUUACACAUUUAAUAAAAGCAGAAAGACGGUGUUAUGGAUUAGUAAAUGAAAGAUCAUUGGACUUGAUUGACGCUGAAGGUCCCUGAGCACCAAAAGAAUACACAAGUUUAGUGUGAUCUGCUGAUUUCAGUGGCUGCAGAGAAGUCCCAUCUUGCUCGACCUAGCCAAGAACUUUUUCGGAAAAGUACUAUAGAAAAUAUAUAUUAUACAAUGGUGGUACCUGUAUUUCUACUGUUUUGUACUGUGUUGUCAUUCACAUGAGGUCCAAAGUGUAUUCUCUGUGUGUGAACUGUUAUAUAUCAGGAAUUCUGUGAAAUUCUGUGCCGCGUGCUUGUUUUGGUAUUGCUAUAUUUAGUUAGCUGUAUUUUUUUCUAUGGUCUUUUCACUUUCUACGUCCGACUCUCUCUGUCACUUGCUUAUCUUUCUCUUUCUCUGUCCUUCCAAUUUUUAGUUCCAGCUAGUCUUCAUUAUUACAUACAGUACUUCCUGAAUCUAAGAAAAAGACAAGGGAAAUGGCAAUUAUUUAUAAAAAAAGAAAAACAUGCUAUUGAAAAAAGAAGAUAAAGUUAUUGAAAGUCACUGACCAUAUCUCGUAUGGUAAGAGUUUUCAGGGAAAUUGACAAUUGAACACCAGAGCUGAGUUAAGAUAAAGUUGUCUUGUCUGUUUGAUGUUCACUCAGAAGUAUAUAUAAUCAAAAAAAUGUGGAAGGGCAAGUGCCUUGGUCUCCUAAUGAUAUGCAUCUAGAAGAAGUCAAGAGGACACAAGGUGUUGUUGAAGGACAGUGGCGAUUUAAUGCAGGUGUUUGCUUACACCUGUGCUUAAUUGGAUACACUGACCAAUCAGGAAUCGGCUUGUGACAGCAUUUAACUCUCACUGUGUUACUGUGUGCGCUGUGUAGUAAGUUCAGUAAUAUUAACACCCAUUUAUGUGACUUGGCAGUUCAUUUACUUUACUUACAAAAAGUUUCUGUAAAACAGAAAUCUGUAUUUUUCCUCAUGUUAUGCAGAAUGUACUUUUUAGAAAGGCAGUGUUCUGUUAUGAGGAAAAGUCUCUAUAUCUGUUUUAUGUUCUGACUUGGUUCAGAUGUUUAUGAAUUUGAUACUGACUCAGAAAUCUGGGUUAUUACACCUGCAGCAAUGUUUUGCUUUAAGACAAAGUGCUUUAUGUUGCCUUUAACCCCAAAGCUCACAUUGCAAGUGCAAAUGUGAUCACUGACAACGUGAACUUGCAAGGAUAACAAAGACAGUGCUCUGAAUUUCCAGUCACACAAAUGGGCUUUCAUUUCACAUUAGCGUUACCAUUAAAGCAGUCUUUGUCUAUGUAUGGUAGAGUCUGGAGUUUUUAAAGACAAUUAUCUUUGCAUUGUUUGUAAUGACCUGUAAAAAAAAAAGGUAUAACAAAAUCUGUUUGAUAUACAGUAUCUCUCUAUUUUGCAAUUGUACCAAAAGUGGCUUAACUACUGAAUAGCUUUGUUUUUUUUUUUCUCUAGUGACUAGGCACGUGUGUGUAACCGUGAACUAGUGUGUGGUGUGCUGUGUCGGUAUGUGACGAGGUAACUAUAGCAUUCACUAUUUCAUGGAUAUGACUUUGAUCCCUGUUGGAUUUCAGGGAGGGUGAUGACACCGUAAGUAACUGCACUCUUUCUCUAAUCAUAAUCAUCUUUGUCCUUCCAGCCCCGUCUUUCAGCUCCAGCACUGCAGACACAUGAGAUCACAUGUUAAUCUGCAAAAUUUUAGGGAGUUCUUUUCAACAGACUCAUGUGUUUCUGAACCAGUCUAUGUGGCUUUAUUUUGGUUCUUGCACUGUUCACAGCUCGUCAUUGCAGAUAAUAUGACCGAUUAGAUGAAGAAGUGUUUUGGUUAACCUUACGAGCUGUCUGAUACCAUCUGGUAACAGACUCAGCAAUAGGCCUAUAUGGCUGCACCGCCCUUACUCCAUCAGUAAGUUAUUUUUGUAGUGUUUGAUAAGAACAUUUGUUUUUGCUGUGUACAUUUUAUAUAACUGUCUAUUUAAUGUUGUUUCUGUUUUGUUUUUGAACUGUUAUCUACAUGUCAGGGAAGCUAAACAACAUUUGUGUUUUCAUAGUUGCUGUUUUAUGAAGUGGGAAAAAAAAAUCUGUUCUGCUAUUGGUUUGUCUGUCAGAGAGUAAGGUUUACUGUUAUGAUGUAUAAUUGCCUCAGUUUUUUUAACCACAAAAACCCUUAGUUAAAUUAAGUCAUUUACUGACACAGAAGCAAUUUACAACGAUAAAAACAUUACAUACAUGUCGCCUUUUUAUCUGAACCACUGUUUUCCACUGUGACGAAUAAAGGGGUUAGCUAGCUACUGAUGUGCAGUUACUAAGGUUAGUGGGGUGUGUCCUCAUCUGUGUCCUACAUUAAUAUAAAAUUAAUUUAAACAUAUAAAUGAGUACAAAUGUAGGAAGGGAAAUGGAUUUGAGAUUUUCAAAUAUUAUUUCUCCAUUAUCUUUAUACCAAUAACCAUUUGCAGAUUCAGUCAACCAUCAAACCAGAGAGCUGAAAAUGUCUGCAACAUUAUUUAAAAAUAGGAAUAUACUCCACGUUAUUCAGCUAAAUGCAUAUAGCUAUCACACCCAGUGUUUCUUUAUAAGAUUUGUGCUGUUUUCUAUGAGAAGAAUUCUUAUUUGAUUUUCUACUGGAGUUUUUAAAAUAUAUUCAGUCACUGUUGCUUCCUUCCUGUCAUGUUUUUUUUUUGUUUGUUUUUUACUGGCAAGUCCUGUGUGGUGUUUUUUUUAGUUUUUAUUUUUUUUUACUGGCAAGUCCUGUGUGGUGUGUGUGGUCACGAUUGGUAUAAAGUAGGAAGAAACUGAACAUGGGCUAAGACCAGGUUUUGUUAUCUUCAACCAAAAUAUGAACCUUGUUGGUGCUUGUCAAACUCUACAUAAUUAAUGUGCCACUGUCAAACAAUGUUUUCACCUACUUUGUGUUUUUUAUGCUCAUCUAGUUGUAUAUGUGUCAACAUGGUGGCUGCUGUUAAAUAGACAUCUCUAAUUAUGCAAACUGUGUGGGGCAAAAUUAGAACUCCUGGCACACAGGAGCAGUGAUGCUAUCGUAGUCACUGUGUCAAGCUGUCUGCUGUAUAAUUGCAGACCCAGUGUGAUGUGACAAGGUUAAAGAGCUUAUAUACAGUGUUUAGCAAUUUAUACUAGGUUAUAAAUGCUUGUGCCAGUUUGUCUCUGUUAAAUCUGGCUUAUGUAUUGUGGCUGACCUUGCUUUUCCCCUUAACAAAUUUUUGUGAAAACAUUAAAUUAUUCUUUAUCAAGUUCCAAUAUAAAAUCUUGCAAAGUAUACAGUAGCUGUCAUGCAAGGCCUCUAGUUGAACUUCAGAAUAUCUUUUUGGCCAAGUAUGUUUAACACACACACACACACACACAAGGAAAUUGUCUCGCCCCUAGAGAGAGUGUUCAACCAAGGCAGCCAUCUGCAGCGCCAUUAUUCACACACACCAACGGUGGCACUGCCCUGGCUGUCGGGAGCAACUUGGGGUUCAGUAUCUUGCCCAAGGACACUUUGACAUGUGGACUGGGGAGAGUGAGAAUUGAACUGCUGACCUGUGGGUUAGGAGAGAACUCAGUCUACCUCCUGAGCCACAGCUGCCCCAUUAUUUUUGCCUCUCGGAUGUGACUAUCUUGUGGUUGAAGUUUCUCCAUUAUGAAGCAGUGUGUGUUUCUGGUUCAGCUUUUGCUCAGCAGACAACAGUGACCUUUAGUGAUGAUCAGACAGGUCAGCUUGGUGGCUUUUUCAUAACAGAGAUUAUGAGGUUUUAAGACAUGCUGACCUUAUUCUCCACUGCCUGUACAGAGGUUGUACUCUCCUUAUGAAAAGGACUUUUCAUCACAAACCCAAGCAACCACUCCUAAACCACAUCUAUAAAUAUUUAACAGAGGCAGAAAGGAGAGGUUGAGACACAUCUGAUACAACUCCUAACCGUUCCCCGCUCCACUUUUCCUAUCCCUUUGUACAGAGUGUCUACAAGUGACCUCAGCAGGCCCUUCAAAACAUCCCAUUCUUCUAGAAGAUGCAAAUCAUUAACUCCUUAUCUUGCUGUUUGGCCAAUCAGUGUGUAGUCAUUCAGCUGUUUUCCUGUCUAGUGAAUCAUGCCACUGGACUCUAAAAGCCCUUUCACCCACCCAUUCCGAUCGAUGACAGUAAAUGAACCGAGGAGUCCUUUGAUCAUUGUUUGGCCAUUUAAUCAAUAAUACUGUGUGGUUUUCCAUCCAAGUUGCUCUCUGUACAUCCUUUAAUAUAAAAUCUGACCCAGGGUUCAGGUACAUAUGACUAACUUAUUGUCAUUUUUUUCACUUUUUGUUCAAACAUUCUUGCUCUCACAUUUUUCCCCAUCAAACCAUGUGUGUUUGUUCAUGAGUGUUCGGCCAGGUUACUCAUGGGAGCUGGGAUAUUUUUGUGUUUCUAAAAGUAUAUCUUGGUCAAUUUAAAGCUAUAGGAAAGUAGUGAGUUUGUGCGAAUAUGGCGCAGCCUAUUCAGAAAAGUCCUUGUAAUAGGAACUUCUGUGUUUUGUAAAAUUUCUGUAUGGGGUGUAAUAAAUUAUUCUACAGCAGUACUUUCUAUGGGAAAAUACUUAAAAUGUGACAGUCUUUGUAAGUAUUUAGCUUCAACUAAAUUAUUGUACUUUUUGUUUUCAAUUUGUAGACACAAGUGAUGAUGAAAAGGUAUUGGUAAUCAUGAUAAUUAACUGUUUCAUUAUCAGUCUGAUGCA
Monopterus albus (swamp eel) is the source of this 6479-nucleotide messenger RNA. It is a transcript of the gene mafgb, whose product is annotated as v-maf avian musculoaponeurotic fibrosarcoma oncogene homolog Gb. NCBI's taxonomy places the organism in Eukaryota, Metazoa, Chordata, Actinopteri, Synbranchiformes, Synbranchidae. Gene Ontology annotation, molecular function: DNA-binding transcription factor activity, RNA polymerase II-specific; RNA polymerase II cis-regulatory region sequence-specific DNA binding. Bases 587 to 1192 code for a protein of 201 amino acids. The transcript is spliced from 3 exons. Gene Ontology annotation, biological process: regulation of transcription by RNA polymerase II; regulation of epidermal cell differentiation. Gene Ontology annotation, cellular component: nucleus. The record is from RefSeq and is a predicted model, not a curated record.